Messenger RNA from Aspergillus chevalieri, 1980 nucleotides. Its product is annotated as fungal specific transcription factor domain-containing protein. Bases 1 to 1980 code for a protein of 659 amino acids. Gene Ontology annotation, cellular component: nucleus. The transcript has 2 exons. Gene Ontology annotation, biological process: positive regulation of transcription by RNA polymerase II; DNA-templated transcription. Gene Ontology annotation, molecular function: sequence-specific DNA binding; zinc ion binding. Lineage: Eukaryota; Fungi; Ascomycota; Eurotiomycetes; Eurotiales; Aspergillaceae. The record is from RefSeq and is a predicted model, not a curated record.
AUGCGAGCCCAGACUGAAUGCAAGUACAAUGCUUCAUACAGUCGCGGUGCCGUGGUGACUCCUCAAGCCUCAAAUGACGUUUAUCCUCAUCAUGUUGACGCUUCUUCGCCCGUUGAGAUGGCGUCCGCGGAAGGAAGAUCCGCCGCGGAAACCCCUUACGAGUCGCAAGAUCCUGAUCUAGUUUUGGAUGUCACUGGCCAGUACUGUGGUCCUGCUUCUGCGCAUUCUUUCCUGGGUCGCGCGGUGCAGAACUUCUCUCAUACUUCCCGACCAUCGAUAUCAACGGCACUUCCGGACUUGGAAACAUCAGCACCCGCUGUCUCCAUCUUCUCGUAUGGCGAUCGCAAGGCUCUGGAAGUAGAUCGCACUCGUUUCCACUGGCCUAAUGUGAGCGUUGCACGGGAGCUGGUCCGACGAUACUUUGACUUCGCAGCCCCGACCUACCGCAUCUUGCACCAAGGCACGGUUGAUAAAUGGGUUGAUGAUAUCGAUCACCCCCAAUCGCUUUCCAAUCCCUUGUCUGCAGCGACUCAGGCAACAUUACUCAUGGUCUUUGCGACCUCGUUAAUGUUCCGCGGCGAUCCAGAACGUAUCCGCGAUGCCGGCGAUGAUGGAUGGCGCCAUAGCGAAUUGUACUAUGCCAUGGCCGAGUCUAGCUUGGCCCAUGAGGUGGGAAUGCCAACACUUGGGUCUGUACAGGCCCGUUUUUUGAUGGUUCUGUAUCUGUUGUGCUCAUCGCGUGCCAACCAGUCAUGGUUUGCUUUUGGUACGGUGGUGCAGCUCCUCAUGUGCCUGGGACUGCAUCGCUAUCGGUCACUGAACGAAUCGGCCUCGAUGGAAGAGCGCGUUACUCGAGAGUGUGAGAAGCGCGUGCUUUGGUGCGCGUAUACGUUGGAUAAAUACCUCAGCCUUAUUCUAGGACGGCCCCGUUUCCUCCAAGAAGAGGACAUUGACCAAGAACUCCCGGCUGCUGUGGAUGAUGACGAUCUAGGGCGCGAGCAGCCCGACGAAAACAGCACACCCAAGGAUUGUAUCAUGAAUGCUCCCAUACUCCAUUCUUUGCUAGCUCGAAUCCUGUCGCGUGCGGCCAAGGAACAAUAUGCCGUUAGAUCAAUCUCGGAUGCACAGCAGAUGCAGGCCAUCGAGUCGCUUAGCGAAGCCAUUGAGGUGUGGCAUGCACAAUUACCUCCGAUACUUUCCGGUGCCAUUCAACCAAGUAGCCUGAUCCCCCUUUUCCGUCGUCAGCUCACCGUGUUGCAGUUGGCGCGUUUUCAUGCCAUUAUGUUCGUGACGAGACCACUACUGCUGCGUAACUACGCCGUCAAUCUUCCUGGCUAUGAAAGUUCCUAUCGAAAUUAUCUCAUCACCUGCGUUGCGGCGGCUCGCGACACGAUAUCGCUCAUACUGAGCUUUGCCAAAGAAGAACAGCUUUUCCCGGCAUUCUGGUAUUCGCAGUACAUUGCCUUCAACGCCCUAUCGGCAAUAUACAUCUACCUGAUUCAAAUGAAACGGGGUCGUAUCCCACCCUGUACGACUCAGGACUUGCAUGAAAACACGUUAUAUGAGCUCGCAGAAACCACCCAGCACCAUCUAGCACAGGUCACGGUCCGGAAUGCUCCGUCCUGGAGAUACAGUGUCAUCCUGCAGGGUCUUCGUGGGGAAGCCAACCGCGUUCUACAUCAGGAUGAAUUCCAGGAUAGAGGGAGCACUCAACAAAGACAUACGAAAAUGAAUCGAACAGCAGCAACUCGUACCCUUCCAGUGGAUCCCAUGUUGAGUUCUCAGCCAUCGAGCGCAGCUGUCUAUGAAGAACACCCAAUGAUCGAGGAGAUGGCAGCUCCUGGAUAUAAUAUACUUGACCCACGCGCAGAAAGUCUCUUUGGGAGCUUCGCGAUGGAUGGUGAUCCAUCGUUGAAUUUCUGGCCGCAGCUGGAUUGCUUGCCUAUAAUGUAUCCGGACCUCUGGCCAGGAUUCGGAUAG